AUGAAUCCUUUGAAAUGUGCUUUUGGGGUUUCAGCCGGAAACUUCUUAGGCUUUGUUGUUCAUAAAAAGGGGAUAGCUAUUGAUAAAAAUAAAGCAGAUGCGAUAUUAGCAUUAUCUGUACCCAAAUCGAAGAAAGAAGUACAAUCGUUUUUGGGAAAAGUGAAUUACCUUAGAAAAUUCAUUUCGAAUCUUUCGGAUCGAACUAGGGUAUUCGCGCCUUUGGUGAAAUUAAAAAAUGGUUCAAAAUUCGAAUGGACCACAGAACGUCAAUCGGCGUUUGAUUCGAUUAAGUCAUAUUUAUCAAAAGCUCCAAUUAUGGCGAAUGUGUGUCCAUUUGAACCUUUAAAAUUAUAUAUUGCAGCAUCUAAAGACACUAUAGGGUGUAUGUUAGACCAAGAUGAUGAAAAUGGGCAUGAACGGGCAGUUUAUUACCUUAGUCGAGUUUUAACUGAUAUUGAAACAAGGUAUUCCCCGAUCGAAAGAUUAUGCUUGUCUUUAUAUCAUGCUUGUAUGAAGUUAAAAUGUUACAUGGUGGCUAAGUCGGUGAAAGUUAUAGUACAAACCGAUCAUAUUAAAUAUAUGCUAAGUUUCCCUAUGUUAAGAGGACGUUUGGGAAAAUGGAUGUUGGCAUUAACAGAAUUUGAUUUACAAUAUGUUCUGGCUAAGGCUGUAAAAGGACAGGUCAUUGCAGAUUUUCUUGUGGACAAUUCAAAAGAUCUGAAUGACCAGGGAGCAAAUAUAGUCGAUGUAAAAGUUAAUUAUUGGAAAUUGUAUUUCGAUGGAUCUAAACAUAAAGAUGGUGCGGGGGUUGGAAUCCUCAUUAUCUCACCAGAGGGCAUUCCAUCAGAAUUCCUGUUCGAACUAAAGUAUCCUUGUUCUAAUAAUGUAGCCGAAUAUGAGGCUUUGAUUUUGGGUCUAGAAAUUUUAAUCGACAAAGGAGCUUUAGAAGUUCAAAUUCUAGGGGAUUCACAGUUAGUUUUAAAGCAGUUGUUGAAGGAAUUUAAGUGCAAUAAUGAGACGUUACAAAAAUAUUUAGUAAUUGCUUGGGAGUUAUUAACGUCUUUUCGAAAAGUUUCUUUGGUGCAUAUUCCUCGAAUUCAUAAUGAGAUUGCUAAUGAGUUAACCCAAAUUGCUUCGAAGUAUCAGGUUGGUCCGGAAACUAUUAAAAAAUUAUCUAGUAUCCAUCAAAUUUUGGUACCAGCAAAUGAGAGAGAGGUGUUAUGCAUGGAUGAGUGGGAAGAUUCCGAUUGGAGAAAACCUAUUGCUCGGUAUUUGAAAGAUCCCAAUAUUACAGUUGAUAGAAAACUAAAGUUACGAGCAAUGAACUUUGUUUUAUUGGCUGAUGAAUUAUACAAAAAAGGGAUCGAUGGAAGUUUGUUGAGAUGUUUGAGUCGAGAAGAUCAAAACAUUGCUUUGGGUGAAGUUCAUAAUGGAAUAUGUGGUGCUCAUCAGGCAGGGAAGAAAAUGAGAUGGGUGUUAUAUCGCGAUCAUGUAUUUUGGCCAUCUAUGAUAAAAGAUUGUAUUGAUUAUGCAAAGGCAUGUCAAGAAUGUCAGAAAUAUGGUUCGAUACAGCAGAUUUCAGCGGCUGAACUGCAUUCGAUAAUAAAGUCAUGGCCAUUUAGAGGUUGGGCUUUAGAUUUAAUUGGAUUGAUUCAUCCCCCUUCAUCGAAGCAGCACAAAUUUAUUUUAGUGGCCAUUGAUUAUUUCACGAAAUGGGUUGAACCGCAGUUCCUUUGGUAG
Molecule: messenger RNA, 1740 nt
Organism: Arachis ipaensis
Lineage: Eukaryota; Viridiplantae; Streptophyta; Magnoliopsida; Fabales; Fabaceae
Molecular function (GO): nucleic acid binding; RNA-DNA hybrid ribonuclease activity
Source: RefSeq, a predicted model, not a curated record